UGAACCUAUGAGCGCCAAGUAUCAGAAACCGCCGGACCACAGCAAUUCUGAGUCGUUUAAGGAAGGACGCCGCAAUAAAGUGCAUCCUGACAUAGAAAUCCACACAGAGGAAGAGAUAAACCAUCCAGUACUGGGAAAGAUGAAGCUUGUAACUAUACCCGUGCCAAAUACACACACAGGGGAAGACUUCACGAAAGGGUAUAUGCUCGUCAACGACGAGGAAUCACCUGAAGAAAGAGAAGAACUGGACUGGCAGUCGGGGACCGGAGAGUCACCGGAGAAUGACGGCGGAAAACAGAACGAAGAUUUCUCCAGCUUCGCAACAGAGCCAUUGGACAAAGAAGUGCUGCACAUGCGGGGACCCCCCAGAGGAGGAAUGUCUUCGUGAAAGAGACGAGUGCGGCUGUGGGGACUCGGGAGCGCUACGAGAGGACGGCCAUGUUACGUGUACGUGGCGCUGCUGCUGUUGCUGAGGGUUAUUGUAUUUUCCCUGUGGCCAUUAUUAAUGUUGUUCUUUAGUUAUUUGUAUGAUUAUAGUGUAUAAUGUUUUGAACGAACCCGUGUUUACUAAACAGACAGUCCCUGUGCUAAAUGUAGUUCAGCGAUAUUUUGUGCCUU
Messenger RNA from Schistocerca nitens (vagrant locust), 618 nucleotides. RefSeq lists its product as uncharacterized. Bases 8 to 388 code for a protein of 126 amino acids. NCBI's taxonomy places the organism in Eukaryota, Metazoa, Arthropoda, Insecta, Orthoptera, Acrididae. The record is from RefSeq and is a predicted model, not a curated record. The transcript has 5 exons.